Arctia plantaginis is the source of this 1251-nucleotide messenger RNA. The record is from the annotation of a GenBank genome assembly. NCBI's taxonomy places the organism in Eukaryota, Metazoa, Arthropoda, Insecta, Lepidoptera, Erebidae.
AUGGAAGAAAUAAGUGCCAUACUGAACUCUUCACUACUUCAAAUGAGAGAGACUUUAACUACUUCAGCCACUUUUGUUGCUGUCCGCAACACGAGUGUUGCAGGCAAAGUUGCUAGUACCGCAUACGAAUGGCGUUUCAUACUACCUCCUUACUUUUUAAUUUUCUUGCUAUCUAUCACCGGAAACUGUUUGGUGAUUGCAACACUCGCGAGCAACAGACGAAUGAGGACAGUCACAAAUGUCUAUCUGUUGAACUUGGCGAUUUCGGACUUUCUACUUGGCGUGUUCUGCUUGCCAUUCACACUAGUCGGACAGAUAUACAGGCGGUUCUUCUUCGGUGCUCUUAUGUGCAAGCUUAUACCAUUUCUACAGGCUGUCUCCGUAUCAGUGGACGUUUGGACCCUUGUCGCCAUAUCGCUUGAACGAUACUUUGCGAUAUGCCGCCCCCUCAAAUCGAGGAAGUGGCAGACACAAUGCCACGCAUACAAGAUGAUAGCCAUGGUCUGGAUGCUGUCCAUAUUGCUGAACUCGCCGAUACUACUCGUGUCUGAACUGCAACCUAUGAGAGGGAAUGCAUACAAAUGUCGAGAAGUUUGGUCAAAUGCUGAACUAGAACGUGCUUUCAACCUUGGCCUGGACGUCGGUCUACUGCUGGUGCCAUUCUUCAUCAUGUCGUUUGCCUACUCACUAAUCGUUACUAAACUGUGGCGGGGCAUGAGGCAUGAGAUACAACAUAACUUCAAAUGGCAGAGACAUUUGACGAGUAAUUGUAGCUGUAAGGGCACCCAUAUUAUUCCAACGCCACCGAUGGUAAAGAGCAAUUCAGAAGAUAUAUGUUGUAAGAAAUGUCAUCAGAAACCUCCAAAGGAGUCAGCGCAGACCACAGAGUCCGACAACAAAAGCACUCAUUCGUAUUGUAUGCACACCGUUGAUUUGGAGUUCAGACAUGUUGUCAGAUCCACGCAUAUCGAUAAGAGUAUAGAAGCUAAGAGAAAAGUAAUACGGAUGCUUUUUGUGAUCAUAUUGGAGUUCUUCGUGUGCUGGACUCCGCUACACGUAAUCAAUACGAUAUUUAUCAAUUCGAAGCCACAAACUGGUAUCAAUUACUUUGGGAUUAACCUGAUCAUCCAGCCAGAGACUAAACCGAUGCUUGACAGUUGGCAAAGCUCUAUGACAUCUGUCAACCUGCGUUUCGCCGCAAUAGAUUACGUCGUAACUCGUCUUAGUCGGAUUAAAUCCAUGAUGUCCUAA